CUCUGGCCAAACGAUGGGUGGCGCUGUUUACGUGCCUCACCAUUCGGGCCGUCCAUUUGGAGGUGGUACACUCCCUUUCCACUGAUGCCUGUAAGAUGGCGAUACGACGAUUCGUAGUGCGGCGUGGAUCACCCUUGGAGAUUAGAAGUGAUAACGGCACCAACUUCCUCGGAGCCAACCGUGAGCUACAGCAUCAGAUCCUGGAUAUGAACCAACAGCUAUCCGCCGUGUUCACCAACGCUGCCACCAAGUGGGUAUUCAAUCCUCCGUCCGCUCCCCACAUGGGUGGUUCGUGGGAGAGGCUCGUCCGGUCGAUCAAGAUCGCCUUUUCGUCCCUGAAUAGCAGCAGAAACCCAGACGACGAAACUCUUCUCACAUUGAUGACCGAAGCGGAAGGGAUAGUCAACUCUAGACCUCUGACAUUUGUAUCACUGGAAGCGGAAUCGCAAGAAGCUCUCACGCCAAAUCAUUUUCUGCUGCUGAGCUCGCAGGGAGUUACUCAACCUCCGAAGCCUAUAUCUGGAUGUUCUGAAUCUGUUCGGACCAACUGGAGACUGACCACUAACCUCGUGGACCAAUUUUGGAGCCGCUGGGUGCGAGAGUAUCUCCCGACCAUUGCUGGUCGUACCAAAUGGUACGGAGAGGUGAAAGAACCGAAAGUUGGAGACCUAGCUGUCGUCGUGGAUCCGUCUGUCCGAAACGGAUGGCUGCGAGGACGUAUUGUUUCCGUAAUAAAGGGGAGAGAUGGGCGAAGCAGACAAGUUCAAGUGAAGACGUCAGGAGGAGUGAUGCGACGACCAGUGACUCGGGUUGCCAUCUUGAACAUCAAGGCCUCGGAAAACACUGAAGCAGGAAGUAACGCAGUACCACCGGACUCGAUGGACGUGCAUUACGGGUAGGGGAAUGUUGAGGGGGCAAAUCACGCCACUGUUCACUUCAUAUCACCCUGCGCAUUUCAGUACCAUCAGCAUCGCUCCAUGACAGUUCGUCUGAUAACCGUCGAAAUACAGCUGUCAUAACAAUCCCAUACGUCUUCCUCAUACAUAUCUUUGCUAACCACAAAAAGGUAGAGUUCCAUCCGAGUGUUAAUAGAAAUUAAUAUUGAAAUCAAUUUAAGUCAUCCUGUAGUAAGCUUCGCUGUAUACAAAACAAGGAGACCAAAUCUUUGAGCUCGCUCACCAACAAUUCCCGCGUGCUGCAAAGAGUCGUCCGAAAAAACCCCAACAGUAUUAUUAGAGAGAAUAAAUGAUAUCGAUGCAGAAUGUUCUGAAGAUGAUCAGGAAAUUCUGGAUAUGGAAAACGACAAUACGGAAAAUUAUGAUCCAUUUGAAACCGACUCGAACACCGAUGAGAACGAAGAGAAUAUUUCGAACGUACGUAGACGACGAAAGAGCAGGAGAUUUUUAGUUAGUUCCGAUAGUGAGAAUGAGGAAGAGGCAAGCGAAAUUGCGAUGGACGGAACUGUUUGGCAGGAAGUAAAAAUAGGGUCUAAUCCUGGAAGAGCACCUGGUCAUAAUAUUUUUAGGGAAACAUCAGGUCCGACUGGGUACAGUAAACGUAAUAUUAUGAAAGGCGAAGUUAGGACGGCAUUUUGUGUGAUAAUUGAUAAGAAUAUAAUCGAACUUAUAAGAAAGUGCAUACAGGCAGAGGCAUUUAGAGUGUUGGGAUAUAAAUG
Molecule: messenger RNA, 1675 nt
Organism: Toxorhynchites rutilus septentrionalis
Lineage: Eukaryota; Metazoa; Arthropoda; Insecta; Diptera; Culicidae
Exons: 2
Coding region: 96-899 (267 amino acids)
Biological process (GO): DNA integration
Molecular function (GO): nucleic acid binding
Source: RefSeq, a predicted model, not a curated record